GUUUAUCCAUCCGUUUACAUUUUCCGAUGAUUUUCAACGGGCUAUCAGUCAGUACAGCUCAAAGGUAGCUCCACAUUUUGCCAAGGUAGAUUUUUCUUAGCUUCAGCGUUGCUUGGCGAGUUCCAGACCGCUUGAUUUGGAUACUUUUUGUGGUUUAGUUACUGCUUUUUUCACCGCUAAAAUCUGGAAGUGGUUUGACCAGCCGAGUAGAGAAACUACACUGUCCGCGCCGUUCCAUUUCUUCCGUCGGUGGUCGACUCGCCUGUGGCCUGUGACGGUUUAGGGGCAAAAUGCUUGCUCACUCCAGACAACUGAUCACCUGCUUAGGUGUAUUUCUGGCCUUAUCCUACAGGACAGCUGCUCAAAAUGACCCGAAAUUAGUCCUCCAGCCCGCAACCGGAAAUCUCACUACAGCCAUCGACAGCGAUCCCUUUAUAGAAUGUACUGUCCAACCGCAGACCGCCAAAGGCGCCGUGGCCAACGUCCGCUGGCUGGAUCCAGAAGGCAAUGAAAUCGGCGAUAAAGGACUUAAUAACAGAAAGUACACAAAGAACGCAUUUGGUGGAACUUUCGGGCGUAGUCUGAAAUUCUUCAAAGGCCAAAAGGACGAUUCCGGCCUGUACAAGUGUGUGGCAGAUUUCUACGGUCACGACCGUCUGGAAACAGGAGUGUAUGUGGUAUUCUAUGAGGAUAUCAAAUUCGAGGAUGCCCCGACGCUGCAGCAUCCCCUUUUGAACACUGCUGGUAAAGUUCGUUGUCUGGUCAGCGGCAAUCCGGCACCCAUCGUCGAGUGGUGGCACAAUCAGGCCAUUGUAACAUCCGGUGGGCGAUAUCGUGUGGAAACGGAUGGAUUGGUCAUCGAGGAUAUCGGGGUGGAGGAUAAUGGUGAAUAUACUUGCACUGCCGCUGUGCCGGAGAUGGGCCGGAGCAUCGAAAGACAGAUCAAUGUGGAAGUUCACAGUGCACCCGAAUUUAAAGCUGACGGCUUACCGAAACCAGCCCGCGGUUUGGAAGGUCGCAGUGCCAGUAUGGAAUGUGAAGCUACCGGCAUUCCGAUGCCAGAAAUCAAAUGGAUUUUCGUUCCUAAUGGCGAAGAUGUGACCAAGCUGGAGCACGACGAACAGAAAACACGCCGUCACACCGUAGAUCCUGUAACUGGGACCAUGAAUAUCAACGAUCUGAAGAAAGUGGACCAGGGUCAGUACAAGUGUAUGGCCGAGAAUGCCGCCGGUCGCAAGGAAGAAACCGCUGAGCUGUUUGUUGCGGAGAAGCCCCGUUUCGACGUGGUGACUAACACCACCAUGCAUGAGAACAAAUCAGCGACCAUCGAGUGUACCGUGCGCGGAGAUCCCGCUCCCACCCUUCGCUACAUCCGCGAAGGCACGGAACUGCCCAUUACGGCCGACACCGAUCCGCGUUACGUGUUGGUGGAAAAUGAGCGGGAGUUGCGGUUAACGAUCAACGAUCUGCAGCGGAGUGAUGAUGGACUGUACACGUGUGAAGCAUCCAAUGAAGCCGGUGUGGAGACGAAGGCCUCGCACAUUACGGUGCAGUUUGCGCCGUCCUUUGCUAACACGCCAAUGCACGUGGCCAAAACGUGGAUGGGCAACCUGGAAGCGGUGAAUAUCACGUGUAUUGCCGAGAGUAUUCCCAAUGCGACGAUUCGGUGGCAGCAGAGGAUUAUCAAUUCACCUCAUCAUCUACCUACGAAAGAUAUCACAGAACAAAUGGAGCAGGAUGGUUAUAAAAUCGAAAACCGUGGACCUUCUAGCAGUCUACUGGUAUCCGCUGUGUCUUAUGACAUUUUUGGAGAAUAUCUCUGUAUCGCCAGUAAUGAACUGGGCGAAUCGACCCACGUUGUCCGACUUCUCCAGGCCACGGUGCCUAAACCCAUCGCUUCCGUGCGGGUGGAGGAACUGACAGCCACCACUGUGCGAUUCGAGAUUAUCAGUCCCAAUGACGACGAAAACUUAAUAUUAGAAGGAUAUGAUGUGUUUUAUAUAAAAGUGGCAACCGAAGAAAACUUCCAGCAAGCGCCAGCGCGUAGCUGGCCCAUCGGUGUGCCCUACACUGUUGAGGGUUUGGAGCCGGGUCGCAGCUACCGAUUCCGUUUCUAUCCCAAGAACAGAGUCGGCGUGGGAGCCGCUUUCGAUAAGGAAGUUAGUAUGCCGGAAAUCGGACCGCCUCGACCGCCGACUUUCCUUCCCAAUGGAAAUGACACCUCGGGUGAAGCUACCCGGUACCGUCUGCAAUGGCAGGAACCGAACGAUAACGGAGCGAAGAUUGUUGAGUACAAGAUCACGUACUGGAAGGCAUCUGAAGGUAGAGAAGCUUCCCGUGUUGUAACAACCCGUGCACCUGCCAGUUCCUACGUGCUGACCGGUUUGGAAGGAGGGACCACGUACCAAGUGGAAAUUGUAGCGCGUAACGAGCGGGGAUUCAGUGCCCCUCUUGAACUUUUUUUCACAACUGGACAUGGUCGCUUUUCAUCGCACGCUUUGAGCUCCGCUCAAGGAUUUCACAAAAUUGACCCGGUGGAAGGUGAUGUACAGUUGUCGACACCGGUUAUAAUUGGAAUUGCCGUUGCGGCAGGAUUAUUACUCGCCUUAAUUAUUGAUUUAACCUGCUUUUGUACGAGACAUGCCGGUUUGACUCACUGGCUGGCCACUCGUCUUUGUGGAAAAUCAGAGAAACUCAAAAAUCAUGAUGUAGAAAAUAUUCGCCAUACAGAGACUGAUCAAGUGGAUAAAGCAUCUUCGUAUCUCAUAUUCAGCAAUUUGGCAUAUCACGAUAGUAAUAAGCAGAAUGGAUCUAACACGGCCAACCGAACACAAAGCGACGACACGAAUCUGUACGAACGUAUCGCGGAUUCGGGAUUCUGCGAGGGCGAUGAGCAGGGCAGGUAUCAAGUGGGUGCCACACGGUCCUUGUCCAUGGGCAGCCUGGUCCAGUUGGAAACCGAUGUAUAGUUGUUUUGCUCUUCUGUUUUUUUAAUCAGUGUCGAUUGUCUCCUUUAUAAAUCUCCACGUUAUUACUUUUGAUUGCCUUUUGUUGCCCCCGCAAAUGCCCCGUUCCUGUGCGCAUCUCAGUGGUCAACAUGUUAUUUAGUUUAAACAUUGCCUCUAGAGAGACGUUUUUCUCGGAAAAUGAUUUAGUGUGAUAUUUCUUUGGUUAUGUUUGUGCCGGUCUCUGUCUACGGCCCUGAACGGUAUUGUUGUAUGUUGUUUUUUACAUUUCGGUUUUGAACAUGAGUACUUCUAUAAGCAAUGUAUUAUGUACGGUUUAAAAAGAAUCUCUUCAGCAUGAUGGA
Molecule: messenger RNA, 3310 nt
Organism: Paramacrobiotus metropolitanus
Lineage: Eukaryota; Metazoa; Tardigrada; Eutardigrada; Parachela; Macrobiotidae
Product: fasciclin-2-like
Exons: 12
Coding region: 291-2969 (892 amino acids)
Biological process (GO): cell-cell adhesion
Molecular function (GO): protein binding
Source: RefSeq, a predicted model, not a curated record